CAGCACGAAGCAAUUCCGAGGUCUUCCGCUUUCCCCGAAGUUCUUGACAGAUCCGACUUCAGAUUGAGAGAAUUCAAGAUGGCUGCCACAGGUUCUGAGUAAAGGACUUGCUCCUCUGGAUCUCACUGUGCAUGAAGCUCUCCUGAGGCUGUGGUGUCUAACUGCUGCAUCCCCUUGCUCAUCCUGCCUCUCAUCAUGUCCUCUACCUCCUCCUCGUACUCCUCCUCAGGAGAGACCAGUCCGGAGGAUGUACCCCGAGGUGGGGGCACAAUCCGAGUCUACCUCCCGAACAAACAGAGGACAGUGGUGAACGUUCGCCAAGGACAGACCGUGCACGAGAGUUUAGAUAAAGCCCUUAAAGUCAGAGGCCUGAGCCAAGAAUGCUGCGCUGUAUUUCGCCUUCUGGAAGGCCGUAAAAGACUGACCGACUGGGACACGGACAUCACUCCUCUGGUUGGAGAGGAGCUUUUAGUUGAGGUUCUAGAUGAUAUCCCCCUCACCAUGCACAACUUUGUACGGAAAACGUUCUUCAAGCUGGCCUACUGUGAUUUCUGCCACAAGUUUCUCUUUAACGGAUUUAGAUGUCAGACAUGCGGCUACAAAUUUCACCAGCACUGCAGCAGCAAGGUCCCCACUGUGUGUGUGGACAUGGAUACGGUGAGCAAACGCCCGGCGUCACAUCACAUCCCAACACGAUGUGACUCCACUACCUGCACAGACGAGUACCCACGGAUACUACUGCCUGAUAGUUCCCCCUCGCAGAGCAACCUAGCCUUAACCCCUGAGCCUUCUGGGAUGGACCUCCUUUCCCCGACCUCAGCCUUCCGCUUCCCCAUGCCGGCUGGAGACGGACAGUCUCUACAGAGGCACCGCUCCACCUCCACUCCUAAUGUUCAUAUGGUCAGCACAGUGGGGCCUGCUGGAGUCAGCAUCAUAGAGGAAGCAAUAAAAUUCAACAACACAAUGGGCCCUGAGCCCUCACCGAAGCCCUCCACCAGCCCACCGUCUUCUCUCGGCUCUCCAGGAAGGAGACCUCCCAAGUCGCCAUCAGAGCGCAAGCCCUCCUCGUCGGAUGAUAAGAAGAAAGUGCACCGAGGAGGAUACAGAGACUCAAGUUACUACUGGGAGGUGCACUCGCGAGAAGUCAGCAUUCAGAAAAGGAUAGGAGCCGGCUCCUUUGGGACUGUCUUCAAGGGCAAGUGGCACGGAGACGUGGCAAUCAAGAUCCUUAAGGUCACAGAGCCGACACCUGAGCAGCUACAGGCCUUCAAGAAUGAGAUGCAGGUCUUGCGGAAGACCCGCCACGUCAACAUCCUGCUGUUCAUGGGCUACAUGACUAAGCCCAACUUUGCCAUCAUCACUCAGUGGUGUGAAGGCAGCAGCCUGUACCGCCAUCUGCACGUCACAGAAACCAAGUUUGACACUAUGCGUCGUAUUGAUGUGGCCAGACAGACGGCACAGGGCAUGGAUUAUCUUCAUGCAAAGAACAUCAUUCAUCGAGACCUGAAAUCAAACAAUAUUUUUCUCCAUGAGGGCUGGACCGUGAAGAUCGGGGACUUCGGCUUGGCCACUGUGAAGUCUCGGUGGAGCGGCUCACAGCAGGUGGAGCAACCCAGUGGAUCCAUUCUGUGGAUGGCACCAGAAGUGAUCCGGAUGCAGGACAGCAACCCCUACACGUUCCAGUCUGACGUGUACGGAUAUGGAGUCGUGCUGUUUGAGCUGAUGUCAGGGACCCUGCCUUACUCCAAUAUCAACAACAGAGACCAGAUAAUCUUCAUGGUUGGACGUGGUUACUUGUCUCCAGACCUCAGUAAGCUGUAUAGUACCUCACCCAAGUCAAUGAAAAGGCUCAUCGUUGACUGCUUAAAGUUCAAACGUGACGAGAGGCCGCUGUUUCCACAGAUCCUGGUAGCCAUCGAGCAGGUUCAAGACCUGCUGCCAAAAAUCGAGCGGAGUCGCUCGGAGCCGUCGCUCCAUCGGGCCGUCCACGCCGAGGACCUGAACCCCCUCCUGUUCCACACCACCAGGUUGAUGCCUCUCUAAGCUCCUCAGAGCUCCGCACAGAGAAGCCGUCACCCUGUCCAUAACCACAGCAUUCCAGUGCCUCAGAGAGGCCCCCCCUGCAGGCUAAUAGUCCUGACAGACCACCAACCCUCCACUCACCCCCCUGCUGCUGCUGAAAAACCCUGGACCAGCAGUACUCAGUGUAAAGGGGUAACUUCAGGAGUUAUAGUACGGCAUUGUUCAGUCCAAGAGUCUGUUCUGUUAAACACGUGAGCGAGGUCUGCUCGACACGCGUCUGUCUAAUGGUUCCUGUGAGGCUGUUUUCAUUUCAUGUUUCUCUGUUGAGUCUUAAAGCUGUAUUGAUUAGGAACGCCACUUAUUGGUCAUUGGAACUCCUCAAAGGAACGUACCACUUAAACCGAGCGCGUCAGACCCCGUCCUCCAGAAACAACAUUUCAUAUCCUUACGCUCCACUCAGGGAGUGACGAGAGAGCAGAGCAAGAUACUUAAUGAUGUUGAACAAGCGGAGUGAAAUGCAGAUAUCGCCUUCUACUGUUUAAAACUAAUAUCACAAUGCAAAUGUUGUUGAAUCGAUUUUAAUCCUCCCUUACUUGUAUGGAUUUUUCACCGUCUCGUGAUAUAUCCUUACAUCCCUGAUAAAUACAUUCACAAGAACAUCUCACUGCAGAUGUUAGGACUCCAGAUCUUCUUACCUUUAACCUAACGGGGAAUCAGCAGAGCUGAGUUUAUUGCAGCCUCGAUUGAAACGUUUAUUUGGUUCACAUCAAAGACGACAUGUUGAUAAUUAAAAACCUCAGCCUACUUCUCCUUACAGAAUAGAGUGCUGAAGAGCAAAUAUUGGCCUUACCACUCGCCAGAACGCUUGUAUACAAGUGUUUGAUCAUCAGGAUCUGUUAUGUGUCCUUAACGGUGCAAACUUCUUCCAGCUUUGACCACAAAGCGGUGAUGGUGAGUUUGCAGGAUGCAAACAUACGCCAAGUUUUCUACAUCUGGGUCAGUGCGCCACCUUCACCACUGCUUAAACCGGCCACACCUGAUGAAAAGAUGGCCCCCUUUGGUGUUUGGCCUCACACUGACUUAAAGUAUCUCUUCCCUUGUGGUGUAAUAAGUGAAGUAGCUUACCAAACUCCUGGAUCCUUCACUGACCACACUGUCAGGUGGACAUAAAAACCACGUCUUCUUUUUUUAAUUUAACUGAAGUUAAAGCCCUGACUUCAUCUGGUCAUUUAACACAACACCGCUUCAUGUUGAGGUUUAUUGAGGGUUAAAGGUGACAUAUCAUGCAAAAUCGACUCUUUAAUGGUUCUCUACCUGAAAUAUGUGUCCUUGUCCCGAAAAUGAAAAGAAUCCAUUCUGCCCCUGUUCUGAUUUCUCCACCUUUCUGUAAAUGUGUGUGAAACCAGCCGUUUCAGUUUUCAGUGUUUUUCAUACGUCACAACAAUAUCCGGUCUGUAACCGAAGUCAGAGCUCGGAGCUUGUUCAGUCCAUAGACUGUAUAAAAUACAACUCAACCCCUCCUCUGUUUUUCAUUCCCUGCACACAUGUGUGCUAACAAGGAGCUUAGGAGGGAGGCAUGCUAGUUGUAGGCUGUCUUAAUAAACACAAAGGUCGGUUUUACUCCCCACGUCUGCAGAUUUGAAGAUCUAGUGGAGGAUUUUUAUUUAUCAUGGAAAAGUGCUAGCGCUAGUUAGCAUAGCCACAUAGCUACAUGUUCGUAGCUGUGUACCAAGACACACGUCGACAUACUGACAAAAUAAAACAACAAGAAACACUAAAUCUGUGACCAAUGGUUCAGAAAGGUCCUGCUGCAGGCGCCUCUCAGUCAGGAUCAGAUUCUGGAUCAGAUUUAGAGGGUUGAAGUAAGGCGGGUCUGUGAGCAGCCAACAUGUAAACAUUAGAUCAAAGUGCUGGUCAGCCAAGACCACAUCCACUUCCUGAGGGGGCGUGGUCAGAGAGCUCAUUCUCAUUUAAAGGCACAGACACAGAAAACAGCCUGUUCUGAGGAGGGCUGAAAAGACGGGUUUACAGGCAGACCAAAAUCUGAUUUAUAAGUGUUUUUAUGAGCAAUAAACUUUAAAGACAUGUUUUGGGGACCUCUUAGACCAAUAUAUUUUGAUAUAAAAGAGCAUAAUAUGUCACCUUUAAUGUCAAGUGUUGAUGAUUGGACUUCUCUGCUGUACUAGUCCUGUCAACAGGAGUCAUAAGAGGACACAAAAACGCCGAGUUAGACUUGAUUGUUGAGUGAAGAAGAUCGCCGCCGCUCAAAUGGUCUCAACUCCUCCAGGGUUUUAACCGGAGACCUUACAUCUAGGGCUGGACGAUAAUUCGAUAACGAUAAUUAUCGUGAUAUAAUUUUUCUCGAUCUAAAUAUAAAAAAUGCUCCAUAAAUUUUGGAUAUAAAUAAACCUGUAAUAACACCAUGAUUUGAUGUUUAUCCUGAUAAUUAGCUAUAUGGACUGAUGUGAAAUAUUUUAUCGUGAUAACAUCAUUUUCAGUAUCGCCCAGCUCUACUUACACCAAUACUUUUCACAUUUCAAAGCACUCUAGUGUGUAACGACUUUAUUCUGCAACAUUUGAGGGAGCCAUCAUGUGCUGUUUUUUUCAUAGUCAGUUUUAGUCUUGGUGGUUUGAGGAUCAGCAGCUGUGGGGGUGUUCAAGGAGGUGGUUGGUGGUCUGUGAACCGGCCUCGCCUCUCUGUAUAUUGUUUGUGAUGUGACUGAGCUUAAAGCGUAACGGAUCUUACUGUCUGCAUCAGUCAUGGGUGAUUCCCUGCAGAUCAGAUGUUUUAAACGGUGAUAAUUUAUGUUGUAAAGAAAGGGGCUGGGUACCCGAACUGUUCUUACUCAUUCCAGUGACGUCAGUGGAUCAGGAGGAGGAGGAGGAGGAGGUGUGUGCGUGACACGUGGGGGUGGUCUGGUGGGAUUUGUGUCUGUCACUUUUUAUUUAUUGAUGUCUUUGCAGAUACCUUGUUCUGCAUGUUGUGGCUCUUCUGGAGGUAGAUUUCAUGUUGACAGAGGGAACGCUCUGCAGCAUUCACAUCCCGGCUCUUAAAGGCACGGUACUGUCCGCUCCUCUGACCCGCUUUGAUCCUGUCUCCUGUCGGGGCAUUUGUAAAGACUUUUCCUGUAGACAUCCUGAGCACAAACCAGGUAUCAGGCAUCUUCUUCUUCUUCUUCUUCUUCUUUUUCUUCUUCUUCUUCAGCGGGCUUCACUACGAUUGCAUUUGUUCACGCGACACUUCAGAAUACUGUAAUGGGCUGACUCCACCAGAUCCAUGUCUGGUCCGUCUCUGAUCCAUCACAGCACUGGAUCUGAUUUCCAUUCGAGUCAAUGUGUUAACUUCCACUGGAUCCGCAUCAUUGCAUUCCGGAUCGACUCGGAUCUGGCACGCGCAACGGAUCAUAUUUCACUUAACUACAACAACAAACCGCCAUGAUGAGCGGAGCCAGGCCUGGAGUCAACAGGUCAAAGGUUUUCAGAAGACCAGAAAGACAACAUGGAGGAGGAGAGGAGGAGGAGAAAACCUCGGUCACGUGACUCCAGCUGUCCGGCGGUCCUGCUCCAUGCUGCGUUCUUAAAAAACAACUGGUGGGUGUUGAUGGAGACAGACUGGACUCGGAUCUGGUGGAGGUCCCGUGUAAGAGUGACCUGUUGUAUUUGUGGGCACUCUGUGGGUGUGUCCUGUGGAGCUAACAAAUAUCUGAAUGAAACAAGCCCGCGUUUUCUAAAUGAGCUGCUUUUUAUUACUUUCAGCAAUAGCAAGGACAGAACGUCUAUUUUGAAUGUCCGUAGUGUAAGAUCAGGAGUGCAUUAUUAUAACGCUGCACCAGCUUUCCUGUGAAUAAGUGCAUCACCGCCCUGCAGAGGAGGACUCUUCAUCCCCUGCUCAGAGCGGACACUGAAUCAUUUCAGUUUCGUGUUAGCGUGUCGUCUCUCUUAAAGGACUCUCUGGUAUCGAACAGACGAGGGAACAAGUGCCACAGUUACUGAACUUCCCCCCCCCUGAACACCAUCGUAUGCGCUCUGCCGGCACCAGAAUAGGAAACCCAGACUAAACACAGCUGCUGGGGUCCAGAGAAGAAGAGAUCUGUAUCAGUGUAGUCUUUUUUUUGUGUCUUUCAUAUCUCUAGGUGAAUUGCAAUACUUGUGUUUAUAGUUUCUGAGGUGUCAGGGUGUCAGUUUGCAAUAAAUGGUAUAUUCUGCUGUG
This is a messenger RNA of Notolabrus celidotus (New Zealand spotty), 6232 nucleotides long. It is a transcript of the gene araf, whose product is annotated as A-Raf proto-oncogene, serine/threonine kinase. NCBI's taxonomy places the organism in Eukaryota, Metazoa, Chordata, Actinopteri, Labriformes, Labridae. Gene Ontology annotation, molecular function: ATP binding; protein kinase activity. The record is from RefSeq and is a predicted model, not a curated record. Gene Ontology annotation, cellular component: mitochondrion; cytosol. Bases 196 to 2043 code for a protein of 615 amino acids. Gene Ontology annotation, biological process: signal transduction; protein phosphorylation. The transcript has 17 exons.